Molecule: messenger RNA, 1421 nt
Organism: Lingula anatina
Lineage: Eukaryota; Metazoa; Brachiopoda; Lingulata; Lingulida; Lingulidae
Source: RefSeq, a predicted model, not a curated record
UUUAAAACUGUCAUAUGAUAUAUUCUAAACUUCCUUUUGAAUAAUUCUGAAUCUGUCAGUUAAACGUACUUUGCCACACACUUUUCAGUCCCCUUUCUCAAAACAAAAAUAACAAUAAUAUUCAGUAGGUAUGACAGCAGCCAUGUUGCAUGCUAUUCUCAACGCUUAGAGCUUUAUUGAUCAUACCUAAAGGACUCUGUAAUCCAUGCUAGAAUAUCCGCUCCCUGUCAUAUUGGUCUUAACCAAACAGCAACAACUGUGGAGAUCUCAAAAAUCAAUGAAUGCUUUUACAGCACUCAUGGUUGACGUGCCUUAGCGGGAGUCACAGGUGCAGACCAGCUUUUUAAAAAACUUGGUUCCAUGAUGUGAACUUCUGUAUGAUCAUAUGUUACAAGAGUGCAAUUAAGGGAACAGUAAACAUGGCAGAGAAACAACAGUUGGAAGAGUCGACCCCAUACCCAGUCUACCAAAAUUCCUCGUCUAGCAGUGAACCUGGCAUUGGGGUGCUGCAAUCCUUCCCACCAGUGAAUGUGGUUGUGGGGCCACAUCAAGGAAUAGAGUCUACUACAUUGCCCAAGAGUAUAAUCUUAAAGUGUGCAAUUAUACUGGUGGUUUGUGGAGUAUGCGUGUUGGUCUUGGGAGUGGUCUCUGCGUCGCUACAGAUCAUAUAUGGACAUGCCUUGACUGGAGUAUGGACAGGAUUCAUCUUUCUUCUAACAGGCAUCACUGGAAUUGCAGUCUCACACAAGAGUUAUAACUGUAACCGUCAGAAAAUGACUACAUUUGUGGCAUUAACGAUACUAUCCCUCAUUUCUUCACUUAUGUUGGUGGUGAUAGAAAGUUUUGCGGCAAAUCUGGAGUCUACAUAUUGUGGAGGAAAACAUUAUUAUUCAGAUGCUCAUAAAGUAUAUUAUUUUGAAUGUCCAGCUAGCUUGAUUGCAGGGCCGGAUACAAUCCACGCUCUAUUAAUUGUAAUGGGAAUAACAGAAGGAGCUAUAGCUUUCCUUAUUAUAGUUCUCUGUAGGCGUGUAGUAUGUGGAUCAAGGCUUCCUGUUAAUGAAAGUGGAAGUCAAGUUGUAUUUAAUAUGUAUCCACAGCAGGUUUAUAACAUACCCAAUAUUGGAGAUGCCCCUCCCAUUUCUCAACCCCCUCCAUAUUCUUCACCUCUGGUUUCUUCUCCAGAAUUCCCACCCACCUGUCAAUCCACUUGUGACAUGCCCUAUGCUCCUCCCCUGACUCCUCCCCCACCCACCUCUCAAUCAUCUACCUGUGACCCAUCCUAUGAUCCAGUCCAGGCUCCUUCUACCCCACCCACCUCUCAAUCAUCUACCUGUGAUGCUCCCUAUGAUCCUGUCCAUGUUCCUCCUACCACACCCACCUCUCAAUCAUCUACCUGUGACCCAUCCUCUGAUCCUGUCUAG